AUGGCAAAUAUAGUGGAAAAAAUUAUAGAUUCCAGACUCAGAUGGUUCCUGAAAAAAAACAAUAUUUUGGACUCCCGUCGGAACGGUUUCCGGAGAGAUAGAAGUACUACUAAUACAUUACAUGACAUCCAACAGGAAAUAUAUUCAACUCUUGAAGAAAAACAUUUGAUGGGCCUCGUAUCCCUCGACAUAUCAAAAGCGUAUGAUAUUACAUGGUGUCCUCGUAUUCUAAAAAUAUUGUUAAAAAUUAUCUGUAACGGUAAUUUAUUUAACUUUAUAAAGAAUUUCCUUACCGAGAGAACUUUCCAAGUGAAGUGCAACGACAAACUGUCAAAAAUAUAUGUUAAAAUAACGGCGUACCCCAAGGAUCUACACUAUCGGUCUCGUUAUUUUUUUUAGCUAUUAAUGAUAUACCACUAUUUAUACAACCCCCGGUUAAGUGCACACUUUUUGCUGACGACUUUAAUAUUUUUUGUAGAGGCACCAAUUCAAAUAGAACCAAAAAACAUCUGCUGGAAGCAAUUUUAGCAUUACAAGCUUGGACAUAUGCCUCGGGCUUCUCGUUCUCAGCUGAAAAAUCCCAGUUCAUUAUUUUCACUAAUAAAAGAAAUAUCGGUAACACCAGCAUAACAAUGAACAAUAUCCCUAUAUCAAUUAGGAAGUCCAUAAAAAUAUUAGGCAUACUGUUCGACUCAAGAAACACGUAUAUACCCCAUCUUAAGACCAUCCGAAAUGGACUCUCUUAUAAGAAUGAAUACCCUAUUAUGUCUGGCUCACAAAUCGUGGGGAAGUCACUCCUUGAGUCUAUUGCAAAUAUAUAA
Messenger RNA from Cinara cedri, 821 nucleotides. The record is from the annotation of a GenBank genome assembly. Lineage: Eukaryota; Metazoa; Arthropoda; Insecta; Hemiptera; Aphididae.